AUGCAACAACCAAGCUCUGAUUAUUCUCCAGACCUGGUCAAAGAAACGUGCAUCGGUGUGCAACUUCUAAACAGGGAAGCUGAACUUCAUAAAGAAAAUGUUGCUUUGUCUGGAAGCAGCAGUCCAGAAGAUGUCUUCAUUCCCUGUGAAACACAAGCAUUAUCAGUUUAUAUGGACACCACCAUGCCUCCAGGUGAUUACAUUCGAAGACAAGGUUAUACAGAGUCUUCGCUUCUGAAGCUUCCCACAGAGGAGUGCAUUGGGAGCCAUCAUGCACCUUUCCAGUUUGACCGGCAUGCUUUGGCCAGAAUUUCCACUUCUCCAACUUUAAGGCGUCUAAGGAUGGCCUCUGCCUCACAAGCACUGUCAUUUCAGGACUGCUCUGACAGAGCUCAGCUGGGGAAUCAAAAGGAAUACACUGGCUCUCUCCACCACAUUUGUAAGAGUCCACCUCGGUGCACUACAGCUUCCUCAUUGUUGUUGCCUUCUUGUGUCCAUGCAAAAUUACUGUCUUCCAAAGCCAAGUCUGAGACAACUAUAGCAGAUCCAGAGUCUGCCAGCCCCAGAUCAAAGCCGCCAAGCCAAAAAGAUCCUCUCAGCAAUGGCAGUCCCAAUGAGACACUCCAAAACUCUUGGAGAGCCAACUCUGCUAUGCUGCCUAGGAGACUCCCCCGCCCCAGCCCUACACCACAGGAGGGUGUCCAGGUAAGAGGAAUAGGAUGA
Messenger RNA from Fulmarus glacialis (Northern fulmar), 723 nucleotides. RefSeq names its product chromosome unknown open reading frame, human C12orf74. Lineage: Eukaryota; Metazoa; Chordata; Aves; Procellariiformes; Procellariidae. The record is from RefSeq and is a predicted model, not a curated record. Bases 1 to 723 code for a protein of 240 amino acids. The transcript has a single exon.